AAACCACAUAAACAAUGCCUUUAAGCUGAUGCAGAAAGAACAGUUCAUCGUCUUUGGUCAAUCGCAAACACAAGCGCGUGACUCUUCCCAAAUUCACAAUCCCCCACUAACGCUUCAUCAGCAAGAGAGCAGAGUUCGGAUCGAUUACUCCCUUCUGAAUCGUUGUUUGAUUUUCGGUUCCCCAAGAACUCCAAACCCUAAUUUUUAAUUUUUUUUCUAAUGUUCUAAUUUUCUAUUUUAUUUUAAUUUUUUUAAAUUUUUUUUGAUUUUCUUUUCCCUCUUUCGUUCCAGAUUAGGUAGAUCAUCAUACCCGUUGAAAACCCUAGUUCCGUACCGAUUUUGAUCUCUGUUUUCCAUUGAAUCGAACGAUUUUGUCCCAGAUCUGAUGUUAUGGUCGGAUUUUUUGGAAUUCUAGGGCUUGAAUUUAGAAGGUUUGAAAUUCUAGUGUUUGAUUAAAUCAUAAUCCCGUUUCUUCGUCGGUUUGAACCCUAGCCUCGUUGAUCGGAUUCGAUUUCUUCGUUUCUGAAGAAAUCGGAUUUAAAUUUUUCUGAAUUUUCUUUUUCGAUUGCGAUUUUUGUUAUAGCGUUCUCCGGGGCGGCCGGCGGGGGUGUUCGUAUAUGUAUGGCUUCAGGGAUAUUAGAUGCGGACAAGAUAAGCAAAGGAAAGAGUAAGUGGGGAGAGGGUAAUAAAGUCUACACGAGAAGAUUCAAAAGGAUCGCGAAGAACACCACCGCCGCUGCCCCCUCCUCCCCAACCACAACCGACACCGUCGCCGCUACAUCUCCGCCUACUACCAGAACCAACACAUCCAAUCCAACUUCUCCACCCACUGCCUCAAACAACGAGCAAAAUCUAGCUACUGAAGACGCGAAUUCGGAACAUCAACAUACUCUAUCGCCGGUAGUAGAGGUAUCAGAUGAUCAUUCGGUUCAAAUUGCCGCUUCCCCAAAUCAGCCCACCGGGAACGGUGUGAUAAAACCGGUUGUUGUUAUUGUCGGCGAUCGGGUUAGGAUUAAUUUAAAAGCGGCGAAGGCUAAGAAUGAGAUUAUCGAGCUUAGAGAGAAGCUGAGAGCCGAGCUUAAUCAAGUCCGACGUGUAUCUCAGAAACUUGAAGAUAAAGAAGCUGAGCUAACCACCUUCUCCGCUGUUCUUGCUGUUCCUGCCGACGUUGAAGCUUACAGUCAUUCACAGUAUUCAGGUAAUGAUAUCAUCGAGAGGAGAGCUUUGCUCAGAGUGAAUUCAGAAAUGGGUACUGAUUUUGUGGACAGGAGAGCCUUGAUGAGACUGAAUUCUGAUAUGGGUUCGGCUCCCAAUACCGACAUGAGGCCUUUUAGGCAACUCAAUGUAUCAGUUGUGGAUAACAACCAUGGAGUCGGUGAGUUUGUUGAAAAAGAAAAAAGGACACCAAAGGCUAAUCAGUAUUACAGGAAUUCAGAUUUCCUUCUUGGAAAAGACAGAUUACCACCUGAAACCAACAAGAGGCAGAAAGCUAAUGGUGGAAGAAAACACAGCAAGGAAUCAGAUUAUUCUUCUGGACAUGAAAGACACAGGAAUCAAAUGUUCAAGAACUGCAACAAUUUGCUUCAGAGGCUGAUGAAGCACAAACAUGGUUGGGUGUUUAACGAACCUGUUAAUGCAAAGCUUCUUGGACUCCAUGAUUACCAUGACAUAAUCAAACACCCGAUGGAUUUUGGCACAAUUAAGAGUCGACUUGCUCAAAACUUCUACAAGUCUCCCAUGGAGUUUGCAGAGGAUGUGAGGCUGACUUUUUACAACGCCAUGACAUAUAAUCCAAAAGGACAAGAUGUACAUGUUAUGGCAGAACAAUUAUCAAAUAUUUUUGAAGAAAGGUGGUCAGUGAUUGAAUCUGAAUCAAACCCAGAUUGGAGAUAUGGAAUGAUUUAUGAUGCAAACACUCCAACUCCAACAAGUAGAACACCCACUUCAAGAAAAGCUCCUCAUUUUGCACAUGCUCCAUCAAGAACACUGUACAGGUCAGAAUCCAUGUCUUUACCUUUCAUGAAUCGUCCAAAACCCAAAAUUGCCCCUCCAAGUAGGACACCAGCACCCAAGAAACCCAAAGCUAAAGAUCCCAACAAGAGGAACAUGACAUAUGAAGAGAAGCAAAAACUGAGUACAAAUCUUCAAAGCCUACCUUCCGAAAAGCUCGACAACAUUGUCCAAAUCAUCAAAAAGAAGAACACUUCACUUUCUCAACAUGAUGAUGAGAUUGAAGUUGAUAUCGAUAGUGUUGAUAUAGAAACUCUAUGGGAACUCGAUCGGUUUGUCACAAAUUACAAGAAGAGUUUGAGUAAACACAGAAGGAGAGCUGAACUUGCUCAACAAGCUAAUCGAACUGUGUUACAAAACCCGAACCCUAUGACAUCCACUAUGGAGGCCCCAAAAGAAAAUAAUAAAACAAGAGGUGAGAAGAGCAUUGCUGGAAGUGGUGGUGGUGAAGGAGGAGAUAAUGGGGUUGGCAGUAGUAGGUCUAGUAGUUCAAGCAGUUCUAGUAGUGAUUCUGGAUCAUCUUCAAGUGAUUCAGAUAGUGAUAGUUCAUCUGAAGAUGGAUCGGAUGCAGAUGCAGAUGCAGCUCAUUCACCUACAAGUUGAAUGGCAUAGAUUGAGUAAGAUUUUCAUCAACAACUCAACUGACAGGUGUCCUAAGUCCUAACAAAGAAAAAGAAAAAUGGAAAGAAGGUGUUGCUCGCUUUUUGACAUGAAUGAGGAUGAUGAUUGAUUUGUAAUUAAAGAUGGUGCCUUGCCUUUUUUUUUUUAUUAGCAAGUAGAAAGUAGUAAGCAGGGUGUAUGAUAUAAGAGUGUUGGGUUGUGGGCCAUGAGAUCAAAAACCCAUUGACAAAAUAUAUAUAUAUAUAUAUAUAUAUAGGUUUUGAAUUUGGAUGGGGUAGACUUGGAAAACCACAAAUGAAAUUGUGCUUUUUGCUCAUAUUCUUUGUGUAUUAUCUCCCUUCCUUUCUCUCGUAAGUUGUUAAGUUGGAGGAAAAUCAAAACUGUAGCAGGAGCAGCUAGUCAUGACAUGUAUAGUUUUGGGUUUUGCUUGUUAGUAGUUAAAUAGAUGUUCUGUUGUUCUUUCUUUCACUUGUUUAAGCAUAAUUAGUUAGAGUUUCAAUAAGUUUAAAGAUUUUGAUAUUAUGCUUAAAUCCCAUAUUUGCCAAAGACUUCUUUGUUAAACAUGCAAAUUUAAUGAGGUUUGAAACCUCUUUUUGCUUUAGAACAAGGGGUAUUUGCUAUAAAAGCCCUUAUAUUUACAUGUAUGAUUAUGUCCUAAUUUUGUUUUUAUGUUUAUUAA
Messenger RNA from Lactuca sativa (garden lettuce), 3310 nucleotides. Its product is annotated as transcription factor GTE4. Lineage: Eukaryota; Viridiplantae; Streptophyta; Magnoliopsida; Asterales; Asteraceae. The record is from RefSeq and is a predicted model, not a curated record. Gene Ontology annotation, molecular function: protein binding.